Cokeromyces recurvatus is the source of this 1116-nucleotide messenger RNA. Its product is annotated as mitochondrial carrier domain-containing protein. The coding region runs from base 111 to 1097 and encodes 328 amino acids. Gene Ontology annotation, biological process: pyrimidine nucleotide import into mitochondrion. The record is from RefSeq and is a predicted model, not a curated record. Gene Ontology annotation, cellular component: mitochondrion. Gene Ontology annotation, molecular function: pyrimidine nucleotide transmembrane transporter activity. NCBI's taxonomy places the organism in Eukaryota, Fungi, Mucoromycota, Mucoromycetes, Mucorales, Mucoraceae. The transcript has 6 exons.
CUUCCCCCCUUUUUUUAAUACAUAUUUCUAAUAAAAAAAAAUGUCUAGAGCAGCAACGAUAAAUGAAGUAGGGAUAAAAAACUCAAUGACAAAAAAAGAAACAAAAUCAUAUGUUCAUUUCAUUGCUGGAGGGUAAUGAAUUCAAACUAAUAAUAAUAAAAGAGUUUUGUGUUAUUUAUUUAUUUGACAGUGUCGGUGGUCUUGUUGGAGCCGUUUGUACUUCUCCUUUAGACGUUGUUAAAACUCGUUUACAAUCAACAUUUUAUCAACAAGGGAUAGAGAAAGGCAUAAAACAUGAUAUUACAAAAUCUAUAUGGAGUCAUUUUGUCGAAACUAGUAAAUUAUUAGUGCAAAUCAAACAAAUCGAAGGUAUCCAAGGAUAUUUUAAGGGUCUUGGGCCAAAUUUAGUAGGUGUUAUACCAGCAAGAGCAAUCAACUUCUAUACCUAUGGUAAUGGAAAAAGGUUAUUUACAGAGUUGAAUCAGGGAAAAGAAACCCCCAUCGUUCAUUUAACUUCUGCUGCAACAGCUGGUGUAGUGACAGCAACAGUGACAAAUCCUAUUUGGGUAGUAAAGACAAGAUUACAAUUACAAGGGAAACAAAAAAUAUACCUGAAUAGUUUUCAUUGUACAAUGCAAAUUUUAAAGCAGGAAGGAAUAAAGGGAUUAUACAAAGGUAUGAGUGCAUCCUAUCUUGGUGUAGCAGAAGGUACAAUUCAAUGGGUUGUUUAUGAACAUUUAAAAAGAAGAUGGGCUCAUUCACCAUCAACAUUACUUUCGGAUGAUCAUACAUUAACCAUUGGUGGUAAAAGUGUUAAAGCUUGGUUUGGUAAUUUAAGUGCAGCAGCAAUGGCAAAAUUAAUAGCAGCCUGUGUUGCAUAUCCACAUGAAGUAAUUAGAACAAGAUUAAGAGAGCCUAUUCCAAAGAAUGGCACGCCCAAAUAUACAGGCUUAUUACAAUGCUUAAAACUGGUUGUAAAAGAAGAGGGAUUUAUUGCAUUAUAUGGUGGUAUGUCAGCACAUUUAAUGCGUGUUGUACCUAAUGCUGCUAUCAUGUUUUUCUGUUAUGAAGCUAUUAUGCAUAAUUUUGGACAAUAAAAUAAAUAAAUAAAAAAAA